Molecule: messenger RNA, 677 nt
Organism: Scylla paramamosain (green mud crab)
Lineage: Eukaryota; Metazoa; Arthropoda; Malacostraca; Decapoda; Portunidae
Product: histone H4
Exons: 1
Coding region: 300-611 (103 amino acids)
Biological process (GO): nucleosome assembly
Cellular component (GO): nucleosome
Molecular function (GO): protein heterodimerization activity; structural constituent of chromatin; DNA binding
Source: RefSeq, a predicted model, not a curated record
UGCCUUAGCGCGCCGGAAAAUCUUGCAACCCCUCCACCUUUAUAUUGAGUUUUAUUCACAUUUGUGCUUGUGUAUGUGAAUUUAGUCAUAAAUGUGCAGUUGCAGGGUCAACACUGAAACAGAAAACCUAUGCAUAUGACCCGAUAAUGUUAAAUUAAGUGAGAAAAACAGGGAAAAUAGUAAUUUACUACACGCACGACCGCUCUGGCUCAAUAUAUACCGCGCGACAAAAAUUUUGAGGCACAUUCGUGAGCUUCCUGUUAGACCGUUCGGACGUCGUACUAGCAGCUCUCAUCACCAUGACUGGCCGCGGCAAGGGAGGCAAGGGUCUUGGAAAGGGAGGCGCCAAGCGUCACCGUAAGGUUCUGCGUGAUAACAUCCAGGGAAUCACCAAGCCUGCUAUCCGUCGUCUAGCUCGCCGAGGUGGCGUCAAGCGCAUCUCUGGUCUCAUCUACGAGGAGACUCGUGGGGUGCUCAAGGUGUUCCUUGAGAACGUUAUCAGGGAUGCUGUCACCUAUACCGAGCACGCCAAGCGUAAGACCGUUACUGCCAUGGACGUUGUCUACGCCCUCAAGCGUCAGGGCCGUACCCUGUACGGAUUUGGUGGUUAAAUCGCUCCAUUAUUGAGAUGGUGCCAGCUAUUCAGCUUGCAUUAUCAUCAUUGAAUAACAUCAUCU